Eufriesea mexicana is the source of this 4754-nucleotide messenger RNA. Its product is annotated as probable multidrug resistance-associated protein lethal(2)03659. Gene Ontology annotation, molecular function: ABC-type transporter activity; ATP binding; ATP hydrolysis activity. NCBI's taxonomy places the organism in Eukaryota, Metazoa, Arthropoda, Insecta, Hymenoptera, Apidae. Gene Ontology annotation, biological process: transmembrane transport. Gene Ontology annotation, cellular component: membrane. The coding region runs from base 361 to 4422 and encodes 1353 amino acids. The transcript has 14 exons. The record is from RefSeq and is a predicted model, not a curated record.
UUUGCUUAUAUAUUGAAGAUGUACUGUUGAUAAACAAAUCCUUCUUUUUCAUUCCGUGGUCAAAAGAUGCCGUAUUGAUCGCUAUUUGAAAGAGAUACGGACAUAGGAGGAAAGAAAUGUAUAGAUAUACGUAUAGAUAUGUACGGUGCUUUAUCACGUAUUAAUUUAAGAUUAAGCAAUGACACAUGUGAAUACAGACCAGCGCUGCUCAGUCAAGUAACGACUUUCUACUUUAGUGGGUGUUACUAGUCAUUCAACGAGUUGUUGAACAGUUGAAACGGAAUGGAACAUUCAUAUGCCGGAAAAUAAAUACGUCUAUCCUUUUUGAUCGAAAAAUUAAUUGAUAAAUUAAAAAUCAUUAUGGAUGGAAAAGUAAAAGCAGAGAGGAAACAGAAUCCUAGAAAAGGUGCUAAUCCUCUUAGCAUUCUAACAUUUGCAUUUACGUUUCCUACAUUUUGGACUGGUUAUCAAAGAGACUUAGAAAUAAGUGAUUUAUAUAAACCCUUGAAAGAGCAUACAAGCGAUUAUUUAGGUACUAAGUUAUCAAGAACAUGGCAAAAGGAGUAUAAAACUUAUGUAAAACAGAAAUUAUCGAAUGAAGGAAAGAAAAGUGAUGAGAAAAAGAAGUUAAAAGAACCUAGUUUAGUAAAGGUGCUUUUCAAAUGUUUUGGACCUCGAUUAAUGUUAUAUGGAAUAGUUCUAGCCGUUUCGGAUAUUGUUUUGAGGAUAAUGCAGCCAAUAUUCCUUGGUCGGCUUCUGCGAUAUUAUACAAUCGAUAACGACACGGUGGUCACGAAACAAACUGCCUAUUUAUAUGCAGGAGGUGUAGUACUGUGUUCAGGUAUAAUGAUAUUCUUUACUCAUCCAUACAUGAUGGGGAUACUUCACAUGGGAAUGAAGCUGCGUGUGGCUUGUUGUACAUUAAUCUACAGAAAAGCACUGAAGCUUUCAAGAAUUGCUUUGGGUGAAACAACAGUGGGACAAGCAGUGAAUCUCUUGUCCAAUGAUGUUAAUAGAUUCGACAUAGCACUUAUAUAUUUACAUUACUUGUGGAUUGGACCACUGGAAACUGUCAUUAUAGCAUACUUAAUGUACAGAGAAGUUGAACUGUCUGCUAUUUUUGGAAUAAUAGUUCUCCUGCUGUUUAUUCCUUUACAAGGAUACUUGGGUAAAAAGUCUUCGGUAUUCAGGUUAAAAACGGCCAUGAGAACAGAUGAAAGAGUCCGAUUAACUAAUGAAAUUAUUGGUGGUAUCCAGGCAAUCAAAAUGUAUACCUGGGAGAAACCGUUUAGCAAUUUGGUUGAAAGAGCAAGGAGGAGAGAAAUAAAUGUUAUACGAAUUAUGUCUAUAGUCAGAGGUAUCACCAUGUCUUUCAUAAUGUUCACUACAAGAAUGUCACUUUUUGUUACUAUACUAGCAUAUAUAGCGUACGAUCGUAAGAUAACUGCUGAAAAAGUGUUCAUGCUGCAGGCAUAUUAUAAUAUUUUACGGCAAAAUAUGACUGUCUUUUUUCCACAAGGAAUAACUCAAGUAGCUGAGUUAUUAGUUUCUAUAAAACGGUUACAAAAGUUUAUGUGUUACGAAGAAAUUAAGGAAACAAACCAGAAAAAAACGGAAUACAAGCAGGAGGAAUCAAAAGAUGAAAAGGACAAGAAAGGUGUACAUAACAUAGUCGAUACAAAUAAUUAUCAACAAGAACAUAUUAUAUCGUUGAAGAAUGCUAGUACCAGAUGGUUUCCUUAUGAAGAAGAAGAUACACUAAAGAAUUUUAACAUUAACGUAAAACCAGGCGAAUUAAUUGUCGUUGUUGGUCAAGUUGGUUCUGGUAAAAGUAGUUUUCUUAAUGUAUUAUUAAAGGAAUUGCCUUUGACCGCGGGUACUUUACAAAUGAAUGGGACAUUUGCAUAUGCUAGUCAAGAACCAUGGUUGUUUGCCGGAUCUGUUAGACAAAAUAUUUUGUUUGGCAGAGAUAUGAAUCAGUUUCGGUACGAUCGUGUAGUUAAAUGUUGUCAAUUGAAAAGAGACUUUGCUUUAUUACCGUACGGCGAUAAAACGAUUGUUGGUGAAAGAGGAAUUAGUUUAUCAGGUGGACAACGUGCUAGGAUUAAUUUAGCCAGAGCGAUCUAUGCUGAAACGGAUAUAUACUUACUGGAUGAUCCGUUAAGCGCGGUCGAUGCUCAUGUGGGCAAACAUAUGUUCGAAGAAUGUAUCGUUAAGUACUUAAAGGGAAAGACUAGAAUUCUUGUUACGCAUCAGCUACAGUACUUACGAAAUGUCGAUAGAAUAAUCGUUUUGAAAGAGGGAGAAAUACAAUGUGAUGGUUCUUACGACGAGCUUAUCUCAAUGGGAACAGACUUUGGAAGACUAUUGGAAAAUCAAUCGACCGAUGGGGGAGAAAAAUCAGGAUCUGCUCCCGCAAGCAGAAGUACUUCUCGACAUGCCAGUAUCACAUCAUUGAGUUCGGUAAAGACUAAUACUUCCGAGAUAGAAGAUCCAGUUGAGGUAGCUGAGACGCGUACGAAAGGCAAAAUUUCCGGUAAAGUGUACAAAGGAUAUUUCACCGCAGGUGGAAACUGGUCUAUCGUAGUUACGGUUACUUUACUUUGUGUAGUCGCGCAGUUGUUAGCCAGCUGUUGCGACCUCUUCAUUUCUCAGUGGGUUAAUAUGGAAGAAAAAUAUGUAAUUAUCAUAAAUGUUAUCUUUUCCUUUUUAUCCUUUCAUUUUUUAUCAAUUGUAACAAGUAAACAUGUUUGUUUAAAGGUGAAUGAAACAAAAAACGGCAUUGAAGAGCACUGGGAAGGUCCAAUAAGCCGUAAUGUUUGUAUCUAUAUAUACAGUGGUUUGAUUGUUUCCACUGUAAUAAUUACUUUGACACGUUCCGUCACCUUUUUCUCGAUGUGCAUGAAAGCAUCUACUAGAUUACACGAUCGCAUGUUCCGAUGCAUAAGUCGAGCAACAAUGAGAUUUUUCAAUACCAAUACAUCGGGUCGCGUUCUUAAUAGAUUCUCAAAAGAUAUGGGCGCUAUCGACGAACUUUUACCCUCAGUUUUGAUUGACUGUUUACAAAUUGGUUUGUCACUUCUUGGUAUUGUAGUUGUUGUCGGGAUAGCCAAUUAUUGGUUGAUGAUACCCACCGUAAUCAUCGCAGUAAUCUUCUAUUACAUUCGUGUGUUCUACGUGGCAACUAGUCGCAGCGUCAAACGACUGGAAGGAGUUACUCGUUCCCCGGUAUUUGGGCAUCUCAGUGCAACUUUGCAAGGAUUGCCAACUAUUCGUGCCUUUGGAGCGCAAGAAAUUCUGACGAAGGAAUUCGAUCAACACCAAGACCUACAUUCAUCAGCAUGGUUUAUAUUCAUAUCUUCAUCAAGAGCAUUUGGGUUUUGGCUGGAUUUCUUCUGCGUUAUCUAUAUCACUCUCGUUACCUUGAGUUUUUUGGUACUAAAUAAUGGUGAUUCUCAAAGCGGUAAUGUUGGUUUAGCUAUAACGCAAAGUAUCGGAUUAACUGGAAUGUUCCAGUGGGGCAUGCGACAAAGUACCGAGCUCGAAAAUCAAAUGACCUCAGUGGAACGUGUAUUGGAGUACAGCAAUUUGGAAAAUGAACCAGCGCUCGAAAGUACUCCAGACAAGAAACCCAAGGAAACUUGGCCGGAAGAGGGUGAGAUUAAGUUCAAGGGCGUAUUCAUGAGGUAUGAUCCGGCUGAACCUCCAGUACUAAAGAAUCUGAACAUCGUAAUUUAUCCGCAAGAAAAGAUAGGAAUUGUCGGACGAACAGGUGCGGGAAAGUCAUCCUUAAUCUCAGCACUGUUCCGCCUCGCCUAUCUCGACGGUGAUAUCUUGAUCGAUGGUGUCAAUAUCAGCGAGAUUGGUCUUCAUGAUUUGCGAUCGAAGAUCAGUAUUAUCCCUCAAGAACCUUUUUUGUUUUCGGGUUCAUUGAGGAAAAAUUUAGACCCAUUCGAUAAUUACAGUGAUAAUGUGCUAUGGCAAGCGUUAGAGGAAGUCGAACUAAAGGAAAUGGGGCUAGAGACUCAUAUUAACGAAGGUGGUUCCAAUUUGAGUGUCGGUCAGCGUCAACUGGUCUGUUUGGCACGCGCGGUCGUGAAAAGGAACACUAUCCUCAUUCUCGAUGAGGCUACCGCGAAUGUCGAUCAAGCAACCGACGAGCUCAUUCAAAGAUUGAUUCGUACAAAAUUCGAAAGCUGUACAGUAUUAACUAUCGCUCAUCGGCUGAACACCGUCAUGGACAGUGAUCGAAUUUUGGUAAUGGAUGCCGGCAACGCAGUGGAAUUUGAUGCUCCGCAUUUGCUGAUUCAAAAGAAUGGGUAUCUAAUGAAUAUGAUAAAGGAAACAGGACCGUCAAUGGCAGAAGUUUUGAAGCAAGUCGCUCGUCGAAAUUACGAGAAUCGUACAUCAUCUGCACUUUGAUAAUUUUACGAUGCAUUUGCCAAUUCAUAAAUAAAAUUCCGAAAAUCAUCCGAUUAUCAACUUGUGGGGUUACUUAACUUUGUUGUCAAAGCAUAUGCCACCUUCGGACGAGAUUCCUUUUUCACCGAAUUUCGUGUUCAUCUACACAGUAUUAUUACAUAGAUUUUUGUAAACGAACUUGACAUCGUAUUCUGAUAAAUAUUGCCGUAAAGAACCCGUGACGAAACGUAAACGUACUUAAGUACGUAAUAAUAAAAAACAAAAACAAAAAAAAAAAAAAAAAGCUACUUUUGUAGAAACCGUAUUACAAUUAAGGAAUAAAAAAAACUUUA